AUGGCGGCGCUAGGCAUUGCGUCAGAAGUGCCGGUGAAAGUGAAGAGUCCAGCCCGGUGGUCAGCUUAUCCUAUGGGGGAGGAGUGGCAGAAGCCUGACAACGGAGAGCUCGAACGUUCCAACGACGAACCGGUGGAAGAACAGGUACCUUGGCUGGUAUGUGACAUGGCCCGUGGAUGUGGUGUAGGCUCGGGAGGGCAGCAAGGGGACAACGCAUCAAGCCCUCCUGCACGUCCAUGGCGUGGCACGGCGCAAAGACGUAUGGGUGCAUGGGGCGACGACGGCUGGUUGUUGCUGGUGUUCGAGAAGGAAAAUGGGUUCCGCGGCUGGAUGUAG
Neurospora tetrasperma FGSC 2508 is the source of this 336-nucleotide messenger RNA. RefSeq lists its product as uncharacterized. Bases 1 to 336 code for a protein of 111 amino acids. NCBI's taxonomy places the organism in Eukaryota, Fungi, Ascomycota, Sordariomycetes, Sordariales, Sordariaceae. The record is from RefSeq and is a predicted model, not a curated record. The transcript has 2 exons.